This is a messenger RNA of Xyrichtys novacula (pearly razorfish), 34132 nucleotides long. The record is from the annotation of a GenBank genome assembly. Lineage: Eukaryota; Metazoa; Chordata; Actinopteri; Labriformes; Labridae.
CUCUCCCCUUUUACCGCCAUCGGAGCGGAGUCUCUUUCUUCCCCGGGACCUCUUCACUGCGCAGCGCCGCCUCACCAGCUCAGCCUCCGGCCACAGAGCGAAGGUAAGGGGGGGACAGGACUCGGAAAUGGCUUCGGUGACAACGCCCUAAACUUGUUCGUCGUUUCAGAAGUUAAAUAUUUGACCCGCCGCUUGAAUAAUGAGCGGCUGGAGAGGACGGCGGUGCUCUGCUAAUGCUAGUGAAGUCAGACAGAGGCAGCAGCAGCAGCAGCAGCCAUUGAGACCGUCUCCACCAUGAUGUGUGUGUGUUAACGUUACACGCGAUUAAAAAAACAAUAAAACAACGAUUGUCAUCUUUCACAGCGGAUCGUUUCGACAAUCUUCGCGUUUGUAAAGAAGGAAAACGUCGGAUAAUUUCGGUCGAUACCAGCGUUUUUCGACAUUUGUUGACACGUGUCUUGUAUCUUGUAUUUUUUGGAGUUGACCUUAUUUUUUGGAGGAUGAUACUCAGGGUGGGGAACUGUGGAUGGGGGUCUGGACUGAAAGGCAACACGAUAAAACUAAAGCUGUUAGAAGGGCAGCCUGUGAAUUUCCUCGACAAUGGCAGGUUAGAACUCGGUACCGGAGGGUUGGCACCACUUCCUAACUGGCCCACAUUUCUGAGCUCCAGCACCGUGUUCAUAGAGGCUCAAUCUAACACUUGCUCAGCAGGGGCGCGUCCUGAGGGGGGGCAUGGGCCUCCAUUUAAAUCUGAAUACCUCAGGUGUCACCCUGGAAAUUCCUUUACUAUAAUUGUUUAUAAUUUACCCUGUCAGAAUCAGGUUUUUAUGUUCAAAUCAACCAAGUUGGCUGGAUUGCAACAGGCUGCAGUAUUUUUGAUGAUAUUUAUAUAUUUUAAGCUCCUUUUGGGACAUUUUUUCAAAAGAAAUUAAUAUUAAUGCCUCUAUAUGAUCUUUGUAAGCAAACAAAACCAUUAGGAGCAAGACUGAGCUGUGUCUACAUGCAACUGCAAAGGUUAAAGAGAUCUUUGCCUAAAUUUAGUUCAUAUUUUUGACAUUUUUAGGCAGUGCAGCACUGCAGGAGUGUUCUUACAACAUUAAAAGUAAUUUUAAAUAUGAUUAUACAUAUGCAUUUUGCCUGGAUUGCAACAGGUUGCAGUAGUUUUGAUGAUAUUUAUAUAUUUUAAGCGCCUUUUGGGACUUAAUUUUUUAAAAGAAAUUAACAUUAAUGCCUCUAUGAUCUAUAUUAACAAACAAAACCAUUAGUUACAAAACUGUGCUUAAUCUACAUUUAACUGUAAAUGUAAACGAGAUUAUUAAAUGGAGAGAUGUAGAUCUGUGCCUGAAUUUAGUCACUAUUCCAGACAUUUUUAGGCAGUACGGCACUGUAGGAAUGUUCUUACAAAAUUGACAGUUAUUUUAAAUAUGAUUAUUUGUAUUCUUCUGGAUUUCAACAUGCUGCUCUCUUUAGUAGUAUUUUUGAUGAUAUUUAUAUAUUUUAAGCUCCUAUGAGGACUUUUUUGUAAACAAAUUAAUAUUAAUGCCUCUAUAUGAUCUAUAUUAACAAACAAAACCAUUAGCAACAAGACUGAGCUGUGUAUACAUUUCAUUGUAAAUGUAAACGAGAUGAUUAAAUGGAGAGAGGUGGAUCUGUGCCUGAAUUUAGUUCAUAUUUAAGAUAUUUUUAGGCAGUACGGCACUGCAGGAGUGUUCUUACAACAUUAAAAGUAAUCCUAAAUAUGAUUUUAUAUUGGGUAGCUGAAAUUAGAAUAUUUGUAUAGCUGUGACCUUCAGUUAUGUGACUUUUAAAGUCAUAAAAAACAAAUACACAGAAAUAUAAUUUCUUUAAGAUACUCUGAUGUUAACAGUUAAAAAAUAAUGAUUAAUGAAGAGCUAAAUGCCAUCAUUGGAAUUUACUUGUGUGUGGGGGCCAGACCUGGGGCCACCCCAUUGAAAAAGUCUGGACGCGCCCCUGCUGCUCAGGGCUCAUCAAGCUAGCGGCACUGAAGCUAACCUUGCUAGCUUCACACAGACACAUGCAGAGGUAGUGCUGUGACAAUACCGGGCAGGCCGACGACAGUUAGCCGGCUCACUAGCCCUCAUGUCGGGUUGUUUGAGGAGAGAGCCGGUGGUCGUUUGGUGUUGAAUCUCGGAUGGUUUCUAAGUGGCUCUCGUGGCUUUAAACAAAGUUGAAAACGUGUCUGCACGGUGAGCGGGCACGCGGGGCGCAUUGUCAGUCAUCUAUGAGCUCGAGCGUGCAACACGUGGUCUCUGGGCAGGAUUAGAGGAAAAGCCUGUCCGGAGAAGAACGCUUGAUAUUUUUAGGUAAUGCCAUGAUCUGAUGGAGGUUAAACGGUGGAUUUUAUACACAGUGAAACAUUUUGUUUUUGUCAUACAGCCAAGAGGAGAAACGGGCAGAUUCAGUGAAAGGUUAGAAACUCCAUGUAGGAAAACUGGUAAAGCUGGAAAAGUCUAAAUCCAUGUUUAUUCUAAAGUUAAAUAACUCUCAAGUCUUACAUCAGAUUUUGAAAAUGUCUUAUGAGUAUUAUUUCUGCUUAUCAGAUGGGACAUGUUUAAGACAUGACUUAACACUUUAUCAGGUCGACACUGUCUGUGUAGAUUUGCAUGUUUUUUAUUCCUCUGGAUUGAAUUAUGUGAGAAACCCUGCAUGGUAGGACGGUUGAUUAUUGUCAGAGAGAAAAGAAAAGUAAGAACAUGCAAACUGGAGGAAAUUUGGCCUUGGGUUGGCAGAUGCAAACAUCAUAAUUUCACUUGCAGGAUGUGCAAAAAGGCUGUUAAACCUGUAUUUGUGAGAGACACCACGCCUGUGUUGAGUGCCAUUUGUUCUGCUUAAAAAAAGUCAGAAUUGUCAUUUGAUAGUGAGAAGUUUUAACAUGUGUAAACAGGAGUAACUUGACUCUGCUUUGGGCUGCACCUUCACCUGAACGCCUUUCACUUUUUGUAACAGGGCUUAUGUGACUCAAAGGUCUUAUCUUUACCUGCGUUUAACUAAACUGUAACUAAACACUUACAUGCAGUUGUUGCUGAUAGUUUUACUCCACUAAUGUUUACCUGGUAGCUCAUGUAGCUGAUUGUCAUUGUUCGUAGUUUUUGCAGUACUCUUCGCAGUGGUUAUUAACUAAUCCAGCUUCAUUUGUCCCCUUCUGAUUGCUGUCAAGACUUGCCCUGAGAAUGGAGUCAUAUUAAGUUUUGAUAACUGAUUCUUUUUCUUUUUUUUCCUUCAUAUUCAGGGUUAUUUAAAACAUGUGCACCAGCAGGCAGCGAUAUUAAAAGCAAUUUAGUAUUUUCAAACACGUGUAAAUUUUUCAGGUGAUUUGUCAAAGCAGUGUGAAUGAUUUUCGUCCCCCUCUUAAGUAGAUUUAGUUUUACAUGCUGCAUUUUUCCUUGUCAAGUAGCUUUUUGUCGUAGUUCACAUUCUUGGAGGGUGAUGUCAUUGUGUGUGUGUGCAAAGCUCUUACAGCAUUGUUUGGUAUCAGAAUCAGAAUCUUUUUAUUGUACCGUAAAGGGAAAUUAGUUUAGCAGCAGGGCUCACAGAAGACAAGUAAGCAAUGACAACAUAAAUUUAAAAAACAUAACACAAUAUCAGAAACACAUAUACACAAAACCAGCUAAAAUUCAGUCCAGAGCUCAUACCAAAAAUGGAGAGAAACUACUACCAAGUAAUUAAAAGUGCAAUGUGUGCAAAUGAGCAAUAAUAGUGCAAGACAACAUGAGCAGCCUGAGGGUCAGCUGCUAUUCAAUAAAUGAAUUGGUAGUUACAUGAUUGGCAGAAAAUGACCCCCUCAAGCUUUGUAAUUUAGGUGAUGCAUCCCUAAUCACCAAUUUUGAUCUAUAUUUAUCAGAUUUUAAGACUACUUUAUGUUUUGAAAUGUGUCUGCAUCUCUAACACUUUAUUUUUGCACGUUCAUAACUCCUUACAGUCAGCAUGUCACGCUUAAAAAGUUGCUCAGGCCUCGUUUCCCUGUGAGCUUUUUGCCCAAAAUGCAUUGUCCAUCACCAACUAUUUUUAUCCGUUUGAAAGUAACUGUUGACCUCAACUUAAAAAGGCCUGUCAUCGCAUUUAACGUUACACUAUAUUAGAAAAAUAUGGGCCACCGCUAAGAGCUUUCUACUGUAUGUUCCCAUCAAUAAUUCGAGAGAAUAAUGGAGAAUGUAAGACGGCCAGGGUGAGUGUGCGUCACCUUAGAUUUGUGCAGGAUGAUGCUUUCAUUCCUCCUUUUUGUACUUAUGGAUUUGUAUUAGUAAAGCCUAAAAGGAUCAUGUCUGCGUAUUGAAACAGCGAAAGGAUGUUUAAGAAGUCAUUAAUGUCACAAAAGCCUCCACAUCGGUUUCAAAACACAGACGGCUCUCUUUGUCAGUUUUCCCAGUCUGGAGGAGGAAACAAUCUGAUCUGCCACGUGACUUUGCACAGCACUCGGUGAACUGUCACAUCAGCUCUGUAGCUGAAUAAUCUUGCUGUAUUAGCUCAAUGUAGGCCUGCUAAUAUAUAGAGAGAUGGUGAUGAUAUGAUGGCUGUGCUGGAGAAUGGAUCUGUCUGGCUCCGUCUGAAACAAUCGAAGGCGUCCUCUCAGUUUUGGUUUUUAUCUCAGAGGAGGAUUUUCUGAUUGUUCGCUUCUGGAGAGGCUGAGAUCUGUGCAUCUGCUCGAGUGUCAUCGUCCAAUAAUGGACUGAUAUUCUCCCAGGAUGGCAGGUGGAUGCAAUUAACAGGUCUUAACAGGAUGGCGUGUCAGCAGGAAGGUGGCAGUCAAAGACCAGGAACAGUCACCUUUGCCAGACUGUUGAAAUGACAGUUUCAUUUGCAGCGGGGGAUUUUUUGACGGGCGCCGAUCUCAGGAGAGGUCACAUUGAUGCUCUUUCUGCCUGAGCACGAUGUGUGUCAUUUUUACAUUUGUGGCACAUAUGUAAAGGUCGAAUCUGUGAGGUUAUCUGCAGGAGCACAACUAUGAAUAGUUUACUCAAUAAAAUGUCUUGAAAAGAAACAAAACCACGUAUAAAAAGAGUGUUUUAGUUAAUGAUUAAGAACCCUGGACAUGCACAUGGUCAUAUUUUUAAUCAAAAAUCCUCCAUAAAGAUCAGAUUUUCAGUGUUUUUGAGGCAGAUCCUGAGCGAUAUAUCACAGAGGGUUGGAGUUUCACAGUUACGCCGGAUAUCAUGGAGAUUCCCAAAGGAGUGGAUGGAUGUCCAGUCCACUUGCGUCUGUUUUAAGUCUUCAGAUUUGAUUCUCCUGAGUUUAUUUACAUUAUCCAGUCCUGUUCUUAGACACGAUUUAAUCACAGCACACUUGUCAGCCGGCCAGACAGAGUUAAAUCUGUUUGAUUGAACUCUAAUAUUAAUUUCAAACUUAAUCGCAGCGAUUAUCCGUCUCUGGUUUUUGUCUUUUGUGGACAACCUUUGAGAGAUGUGCCACUGUUUGUUCUGUUUGUACUCAGCUGUAAUGUGCAAACAAUGAAGUAUUUAUGUGUUGAGAUAUCAGUGAAAAUCACAAGAGUUUCUUGUUGUUGCUGUGUGCCCUGAAGCAUGUUUACAUUCAUGGUAAAUGUACACUUAAAUUGAAACUCGAUAGCAUGUUGUUGUUGUUGUUGUUGUAAUGUCAGGGUUGUGGUGUGUGUGUGUGUUUGUGUGUUUGUAUGUGUGUGUGUGUAUUUAAUGGGACAAACAGCUGCAGCCAUUAGAGUUCCAGGAUGUUCCCGUGAGAUGGAUCCUCCUUCAUCACACACUGUGUCUAUUGUUUCUCUUCGUAGUGGUGCAACUUCCUUGUUUUCGUCAAAGGUUUUUGGUCGUGGUUCAGGUUUCCAGCCAGUUUGGAAGGAGUGAGAGUUUUGGUGGUUUGAUAUUUUACUCAGUCAGGUAGGAGAGAGAGAGAGAAGUUAUUAUUUCACAGAGGCCUUAACUAAAGUAACUAAGUUAUUUUCCUUUUAUCAUGAUCAGCAGUAAUUCCACCGUCAGGAGCUUUUCCUGCACCCUGGGUUUUUGAAUUAUCGCCACGUUAGCAGGUAUGCAGGUUUUAUACUGAACAAAGACCAACAAACAACAGUAGAAAAUUAUAGAAACUAGGGUCUGACCGAUACAGAUUUUUUGGGGCCAAUGCUGAUACUGAUUAAUGAAGUUAUAAAAAAAAAAUUGGUAACCCUUUCUUUUAAGGUACACUUAUUACCAGGUAAUUAACAGGUAAUUACUUAGUAGUUAUCAUGUAAUUACCAGAUAAUUUCAUGUUGUUACUGAGUCAAAACUGUCUAGUUUUUCUUUGUCUUUUUUCUGUGAAGCUCCGUUUUCAAAAGCUAUUUGGGGUUCUUAUUUUCUAUGAUUGACACUUGAUACAGCCUAUGGGCGUGCGAAGAUUGCGUAGCGAUACGCUGUUUGAGCCGAGCGUCAUCACAGCGACUCACCCGCCGAAUGCGUACAACGCUACUGCGCAAGUGGUGGUUCCAGGAAGUGGAGAAAAUCCUGGAAAUACUAGAGCAAUUCGGCUUCAAAUUUGUACGAUGAUGGAAGGUUACCUACCUGGUAGCUAGACAGUAUUGACUUAGUAGUUAUCAUGUAAUUACCAGACAAUUUCAUGUUGUUACUAGGUAAUUACCUGGUAAUAAGUGUACCGUAAAAGAAAGGGUUACCAAAAAUACUGUUGAUAUCUACAUUAUACUAUAUACUGUAGGCUACUGCUCUUCACGCCAUCAGGAAGACAGACGGAUCAAACUCGGACCAGAGAAGCGUUUUCAAAAAUCAGCGAGUUUUGGCUGAUUACAGAUUAGUCUCAAACGGGCUAAAAUUGGCCAAUUUAAUCAGCUCGCCGAUAAAUCGGUUGGGCCCUACUGGAGACGCAAUAGCAGUUACACAGGUUUUAUACCGAACAAAGACCAACAAACAACAGUAGAAAUCUAUAGAAAUUAAAAUGCACAAGUAACUUUUAUUGUCAACCUGUCGCAUUGUUAAAGUCGCACCUGUCUGCUCAUCUGUCUCUGGGAGGGAGGGAGGUCUGGGUGAGUCCAAGUCCAGGCUGAUCCUGUCCAGACCCAAGACAAAGUUCAUUUAAGCCCAGACUUAAAGCAAACGGUGAAACGAACAUCUAUAUCUACUGAAAACAGAGCAUUAAGUCAGGAUUUAUGAUCUGCUGCGGGGAAGUUGUAAGACUGAUUAGCUUAAUGCUCCCAUAAAAGCUUUUUUCUCUCCCAAUUUGACACCUUAAAUAUUCAGAAUGAGUGGUACAUUAGAGAUUUGUGUAGAAAAUUCUACUUUGAGGUUUACGUGAGUGAGAUUAAAUAAUAAAUCAAAAUGUGGGGUUGCACCAUUCCAUCCUAUAAUAAUGGAUCUGGUCAGAAGGGAGGGAGGGGCUAAUGAACCAGCCAAUAUAUCAUAAAACGACAGUGUUUGAAAUACAAAUAUUGAUUCCAUGAUAUUGCAUAAAUACUUAAAAUGUUAACCUGGAAAUACGCAGUUUCAUGAAACCCUGAAUCUUGGAGAGGUGUCUGCUCUGAGCUGAGUCAGGCAGCAUCCUGGAGAAACCCUUUCAUGGUGACAGCCAGCCUUUUUUUAUCGUUGCAGCGCACGUUUAAAGGAAUGUUCCUGUAGUGCUGACAUGACAUAAAAAAAGUUUGUAGAGACAAUCUCAAAGAGUAACUUGUUCAGCUGCCAGUUUGGUUUCAUUUUUUUAUUGAGAUAACUUCUGCUUCUCUUUGAUCUUGUAUUGGACGCGGGCCUGUCGGUGAAAUGUUGUUGACAGCUGGGAUCGGGCUCCUUUCUUCUUGAAGGGGGCUGCGCACAGAGCAGUGUUUUGUACGAGCAGUAUGUCUUCUUGUGCCCUGUAAAUAAAAUCUUCAGUUUCUCACCACACCCUGUAUUUUUAUCAUAUACGCCAUCAAGGAAGCGUUUUUUUUUUUUUAAUGUUAUAGUGGAGGAUGUUGUCGGUGCAGAAACAUCAGUCUCCUACUGUGUGGGCUUGUGGGAACCUUUUUGUUGAUGGCAGUUUGCAUGCGGGCGGGUGGGAGGUUUCUAAUGCAUACUUUGAAAUCUAAUCCUUUGGUACCACUCUUCAUCAGUAAUCCACUGCAGCUACCUCUUCUCAUAUACUGUAGGAUCCUAUAGGGAGGUGAUACCACCAAUGACGGCUGCUUUUUAGGUUUGCUGCACUCUUUUUGUAUCUCACAAUACCUCCUAAAUUUUUCAUACUCAGUUGCAUCAUGUUUUUUUUUAUAUGCUGGAACACAGAAGUCAUACAGCUGCUGAAGUUUUCUGCAGACAUGACAGAAAAGUGUUUGGUUUUUGGUUUGUAACAAACCCCCACAUGAAUUUUAUAGUCAUGCUUAUUAUCUUAGAGGGAUGUUUUCGUGGCUGUCAGAGCUUAGCUGAUGUUUCUUGGUACCAGGUUCAACUUAAGAGAGUAUAAAGUGCAAAGUAGAGCUGGGCGAUAAACCGAAAAUUUACCGAUACCUAAAUGUACGACAACAACCAACAUCAUUUUGCUCAAUUCAAUACAUUUGGUGUCAAAAAAUAAAUAAAUCAAGCUGGUUUUGGAUGUGUGUAGGUAGGCUAUGUUCUCAUGUCCUUUUUUUAAGACGCUGUCCUACAUCAGAGACAUGACUCCGCCCCAUCCAGUCCGUAACAAAGAGGGAAAGACAGGUGAGGAGAUGGAGGACGGUUCAAAAGUUGUAGCGGCUGAAGUAGACGAAGUUAAUGUGGGAGGGGGUGAGCAGCUUGUGGAGUCGUUAUCAUCCAAUAUCGUGACAUUGAUUUGAGGCCAUAUCGCCCAGCCCUAUGUUAUAGCUUAGCUGAUAUUUCUUGGUACCAGUGUUCAACUUAAGAGAGUAUAAAAUGCACAGAAAUGUUUUAUUGUAUUACAGUAUUUUACCCCAAAGAUGAUGCUCAAAAAGUGACUUCUUCAGUGUGCAAAUCAUGCUGGAUGAGUCUUGCAGAGGCACUGUAUAAGAGCUUUUAUCUGACAUUAGGAUGUCAACAUGCAUCUUGUAAAAAUGGUGGUUUUCUCUUUAGUAAAGUGUUCUUGUAAUCUGAAGCCAAUAAAUGCCUUAUGAAGGGGGCUCAGUGGGCGUGUCUGUCCCUCAUGAGCUGAACGAUCAGACUGAGCUUCAUCGUCGUUCAGAAACUGCAGACUUUAUUCAGAGGAACAAAAGUUUUCACGCAGGAACACAGUUUGAACUUUUUCCCUCUGGUGGAAAGAAGAUGUUGUCAGUUUUCGUCCUGGUGUGAUUUAUAUCCCAGAUUUUUGGUACGAGUCGAGCUUGGCUGCUGUACAAAGUAGAGUUUACCAUCUGUGCUAUAAUGUGAUUUCCUGCAGCUUCAUCCUUGAUAUACCUGUUAUGGAUGAAAUCAUGAAAAAACAAACAUAACAGGGUGAAACUUUGCCUGUGAUAAGAAAGUUUAAUUCAGAUUAGCCAAACCUGUGAGUCUGUAAUGACUGACGAAAGUGUCGGCUUAAGCAGCCUCGAAAAUAAGUCGCUUCUUUAAUAUUUUUGCACGUUGCUUUUUGAUUUUAGUAAAAUGUAUUACAAAAUAUUCAUGGGCAAUAAUGUCUUUUUGUGCAGUAUUAUAUUUGCAAUGACAGAAAAAGUAUUUUUUUUGUUUUUAGUGUCUUAAUUUAAGGCACAGUAGUAGUUAUUCCAGUUUUCGCAGUAAUAUGCUCCUUUUUUUAUUUAUUAGACAGAGUCUGUAAUGUGCCGGAUCACUGCCCUGAUGACGUGGACAAAGUAUCCCACACUUAAAAAAACAGAUACCACACAAAUAUUUGUUUACAUGUGUAGCGCUCUAACUCCAGCCGUCUGUUACAGUAAAGAGAGCUUUGCAAAUUUUUUUUUGUCGGCACAAUCUGCUGAAAUAGGCCACUGCUGGCCUCAAUAUAGAACCAUAUAAUCAGCUCUGGACAUAAAACUCUGAGAAAUGAAAAUCAAAAGCGAUGUUAAAAAUUCACCGAGCUCUGCACCCGGGAGAAGCUCUUUGUUGUAACACCUCUGUUGUUAUCGUCGUUGUUGAAAAAAAUGAGUCUGUUUUUAAACCGUCGUUCUUUUGUGUUGCUAACUUUAGCAUCACCCCGUAGUACUCUCUCUCUAAGCAGCUUAAAAUUAGCCAGAGGAGUUAUUUGCAAGCGCUGUUUGACCCAGAUCUGGUGGCAGUCAAAUGUUAGUCAAAAUUUAAUGAGUUUGUGUCCUAAAGUAAACUAAUCACUCUCUCUCUCCUCUCUCUCUCUCCUCUCUCCCUUCAGCAUCACUUGAGACUCGGCUAAGAUGGCAGACAUCGACAAGUAAGUAAUCUCCCCUCUGUGCUCCCCUGAUCUAAACGCUCAGCUGUCCUCUUGUUUCCUCUGUAAUGCCGGGGUUGCCCCGCUGUGACAGGACUGGUUUUGGCAUGGCCAGAUAUACAACAUCAUUAAACCGAUAGAGGGAAGCACAGCGGGCUCUCCCUGUGCGAGGGAGGCUGUUGUUUACUGAUCCCGGGGCUGUUUGAGAUGCCACGCCCAGGGAAAAGGUUGCAUCUUCACUGUCACAACACUUUAAGUAAAACCGGAGAAAACUGUUCCAACAGGAGUGAUACUCGAGUGUUUAGGAUGCCAGCUCCCAUCCUCACACACACACACACGCUCAUCAUCUGUCACUGAUUUUACCCUCGUGAAUCUGUGGCGUGUUCAGCGUCGAGCUCUGCUGCGCUUCGUCUUUAAGCAGGGUGUCAUGUUUCAGCGCUUUGAACAGGAAAACAAAGGAGUGCAGUUUUGAUUACUGCUGGAGCCUACGGAUCUUUAUCUGCUGAGAGCGGCAAUAUUGUUUGUGAAGGGAAUCAGACUGACCUCCUUCCUUUAGUUACAGUCAAAUGUGCCACCGAGCGGAGCCUCGAAGUGCAGCUGCGCCAGAGCUUAGCCGAGUAAUCGACUCAUCAUCCUCAAGUUAACUGAUUAAAUCACCACGAGUUUUUUUUAGUCGCUCAUUACAGGUAAAAAUAUCUGAGAUCAAACUCUGAAUGGAAAUUAUUUUAAUCAACUCAGCUGUUGAUGUUCACCGCAGAGUUUCAGCUAAGAUCAACACCCUAAGUCUGAUAUCAAUUCAACAAAACCCUAUUUUUAUUUUAUUUUUUUAAGGUUUCCGAUUUAAUUCAUUCAUAAAUUAGCGAUACAAGUCAACCGAACAGCAGCUCAGCUCGCAGCCCCUAAAGCAUCACCUUUGAGUAUGGGAAAGACGUCAACUUUAUCCUGUGAGCACUUCAUACUUCUACCUUAGAGAGUCCACAUCAGUCUGCAUUUAGGGAUGGGGCCGAUCCAAUCCAGUAUCCGAAAUUUCCGAUCCAACCUGCGAUAAUUUCUGUUCCAUAAGUCUUGUCUUCGCUUAAACUUCGUCUGCUGAAAUGACCGUACAAGUGAUUCUUGACGGUCAGUCUGCUAGCUGGCUGCAAACGUCUCAAUCAGACACGCCUCCGUUCAGGAAAUCCACUCCGCCGUUUGCAGCCGGGCAGCGAUCAGGCUAGCCUUGAGCAGCACUAGGGCUAGCGAACUUUUCCACACAACACGUCUGCUGAGUGGGAAUACUUUACAGUCAAAACGCUGCAAAGUAAGACAGCAACGUGCGAUGUUUGCAAGCUGAUAUUCCAAGAGGAGGAACUUCCAUCGCAUGGAAUAUGAAUGACUUCAAAAGCAAGGUAAACUUCCAGCAGACAUCGUGAAAGAUAAUAAUCAAUAAACAAUAAUGAUAAUAAUGAUGGUAAAGCUAACAGAGCUCUGGUGUCGGAAUAGUAUCGGUAUCGGCAGGGAUCCAAAUUCAGGAAUCGAGAUCGAAUCAGAAGUGAAAAAAUGUGGAUCGGUGCGUCCCUAUCUGCUUUACUCUCUCUAGAUGCUCGUUGGCGGUCUGAUAUCUACACUCGUUAUAUCGCCAUUUUCUUAUAUCCUCUCUUUGCGCGCAGGAAAACAUGGAGCAGGUUAACGUCGAGCUGCUGUUGACCUCACUGCAACGAUUGUUUGUAGCAAAAGAGAUAAAAUUCACAACCGUUGAAUCUGAAGACAGAGGAGGGUUUGUGCAAAAACUGUCAACAUUAUAAAAGCAGGAAAUGCAUUUCUACUGAGCGGGUCAGUCGAAGGACUUGUGGGCUAAACUGUUUUGAUGCAUUUCUGCAUAUUCUAGAAGAAGGAUGUCAGAAUACUGAUGUUAGCUUCGGGGCCGUGUGAAGCUUAAAUCCUUCGGCAGAGAGCAUCAUAGGGGCACAGGGUUUCAACGUAAUCGGUUUAAAUAACCUGUUUUUGUUUUUUUAUUUGAAAGAAUAGGAGGAGAUGGAGGUUAAAAAAAAAUGUUGCUCUGUCUUUUUGAGGUCUGUGGUUUUCUAGCGGCUGCUGUUCCUCACUCUGGCUGUAGCAGCAGGUUGGAUAAUAGCCUAAAUGAAAAGAACAGCGAUUUGAUUAGAGUCUCUUUUGCUAAUUUUUUUGUGUAAUUGAGUUAAAGUAGAGAAAUAACAAGAGUAUCCCUCUCAAAUCUCACCUCAGUUUUCUGCAUCUGCAGGGACUUUGAUAUUUCACUGUCCCGCCCGAGCAGCUGGCAGCCGGGCCAGAGUCGCUUGCAGCUUCUACACUUAACAUGCCAGGAUUAGUUUGGCUGUAGCAUUAAUUCUGUGCGCUCAUAAACACUCUGAGGUGUCCUGUCUUGGCUGACCUUCCCUCCUCUUCCUCCUCCUCCUCCUCCUUGUUUGUGUCUCCCCGAGCAGCAAAGACCAGGCUGAGAUGGACCCGGCAGAUAUGGAAGACGUGGAAGAAGUGGAAGAGGAGGAGACGGGAGAAGAUGAAAACAGCAAAGGUCAGUCUCUUCGGAAUAACAUCCUAAAUUUAUGAAAGUGUGUCGUCUUUGAUGGUCUCGUUUUUGAGUUAUACGUCGAAUUGAAGUUAAGAACAGAAGAUGAUGUUUCAUAUUUUAUUUUCGGGAUCUUGAUGCCUCCUGUUUUUAGAUUCAGACAGUUCCUCUCACAUCUUCGCCUACUCCCUUCUCAUUGUUCAUCAGAUAUACAGUAGAUAGUUGUUUGUCUGUCUUUUUAUAGCAGGUUUGAUCAGCCUCUUUUUUAAAAGCUAGACUAGAAAGACGACUCAUUCUCUCUGCCUACGACUGAUCUGUCAUAGAGACCACACUCGGAGGAAAGCCUUGCAUGAGGUCUGGAAGCUGAGGUAGAUUAUAAAUGCAUGAGUAAUACACAGUUACAGCCUGACAGUGAGAACACGCAGUGCAAACUGUACCAGAUAAGAGGCCUUAACACUGCGCGUCGUCAUAGCUGCAGUGAGAAACACAGUCAGGUGGAGCUGCAAAUCACAGCCAGGUGCUUAAUGUCGUGAAAAUACGUUGUGUAAAAUUGAUUAAUGAGGAAAUCACUAAUUUAUAAACCACCUUUGAGGAUUUUUGAGACAGUGGUGCAUGAUUUGAGAUAACUGAAGAGACGGCCUCCUCACUUUUUCUCUUAAGAUCAAACUUUAAAUUAGUAAAUAAACGUAAAAAAUGUUCUUUUUAAAAAUGAGUAAGAAUGACGAUCAAACGCCUUAAGUUACUCUGAUAAUUUAGGAUGUUAUUUCAUGUAUUCAAUAAUCAUCUCACUCCUGUGUGAUGGAGGCCAACCUCAGAUUCACCGCUGAUUUCUUUUUUUUAGAUGCUCUUUUGAUAAAUCUCGCAUCUGGGAGAAACAAGUGGCAUAAAAACAAGAAAAAAAUCGGACAUGGCGCUUUUUUUCGCUGAUGUGAACUCUUAAAUAUUUAUUUACUGCACCACAUAUUGAUAUCCCUAUAUUAAAGGAUGUAUAAAUUAUUGAUCUGUACAUAAAAGCGCACCACAUCUGUAUGGUUGAUAUGUCUGAGCUGGGUACACAUUGUUCAGGUUGAGAAGGGACUCGCCAGCUUGAUACAGCCGACAUGAGGCGCCGUCUGUCCUCUGUGCUCGUUUUCAUCUGGAGAGUGGAGCAUCAUGGGAUUAUAACAGCAAUCAUACAGAGCUGGAGACAGCUAGGACUCGACAUAUGAGUGGCAAAAAUAUUCCCAACUUAUUUAACAAACUAGGAAUUCGAGUGACAAAUAUUAUUCAGUUUAAUGAAUUCACAGAUCCCUGGUCUAAAAUCAUUAAUUGCUUGGCUGGUCAGGGUCUAUGUGAUUGAUCUGUGCUUCCUCCUUUGUUCCUACCAGAGGUUAAGUCGACAAUUUCAUACUUUAAAUUUGUCCUGAAAGGUCUUAAUGUGACGUAAAGUACCAUGAUUUGGUGUCUACAAACACUCAGUAUCAAACAAAUUGGAUCAAUAACAAGCAAUCAUGUAAGAUUGGGAUUUAAUAGCUACUAUUCAGCCUCCCUUGAGUGCUGAACUAGCUUUACAGACAGCAAACAGUUGCUCCACGAAACACCAGGAAGCUUAUGGCUGUUUUGACGUUCAUUAAAACUGAAAGGUUGUAAAAUUAGGGCUGGGCGAUGAACCAAAAAUUUACAGACACCAAAAUUAACGACAAUAACUGAUGUAACUUUGCCCAAAUUGGUUUAUUUGGUGUCAAAAAAAUAAAUAAAUCAAAGUUGGUUUUGGAUGUGUGUAGGUAGGCUAUGGUCUCAUGUCCCUUUUUAAGACGCUGUCCUACAUAGGAGAUAUUAUGUGAUAUUGAUUUGAGGCCAUAUCGCCCAGCCCUAUGUAAAACUAACGUACAGAAAUAGAUGUAUAUCACAACUAAAGCUGUAAAUCUUUUUAAGUCACAUAAACAAUGUAAAUUCAGCAGCCAUUUAUGCCAAAUAUAAGUAAAUCAUUAACUCAGGCUAAUUUACAAUUGAAUAAACACAUGAAUAGCUUGUGAUUAGCAUGAUGCUAAUUUACAUAGAAAAACUCAUAGGGAUGCUAGUGCUAUAAGCAUCUUAUGUCUAUCUGACUUUUUAGACAUGAAACAUCAUAAGGUGCUUUAAGUGAGUAUCCUAACAUACAGUAACGUCUUAUUUCAAUGGAAUACUGUGCGGAUACGGUAAGCCUGGAAGGUCAAACCUCAAACUCAGAAUUUGAGUUCAACGUGUGUUUAACAUCUUCCUCACCAAGACUUUGGGUUGUUUACUGAUACAGAGUUAACACCCAUCUCUUAUCAGGGUCAAACUUGAUUUAUUUUAAAAUAUCACGGGUUUGAUGAGUUUGAUGUUUUUAUUUUUCCUAGUAGAUCAAAUCAAGGAGCCACGUCGAGCUAAAAUCUUCUUUUCGGUUUGUUUCUUCCUGGUGGACUUUUAGAGUGUCAGUAUGCUUAAGGUCAGAAAGUGGGUGGUAGCCUAAGGGGGUAGAGUCUAGGAAAAAAAAGGGCGCAAAUGAAGAGUAAUUCACACCCCCGACAAAGACGUUUUACCUCGUGGUCGCCGACUCUGACUGAUGAAUCCACCAAGAGGCAUUUUACUUCAAAGCAUCCAUGAGGCAGCUCGUGUAGUGAGGAUUCAGACCCGUGUAGGUGGAUUUAUUUGACUGGAUGCUGCGCCUUGGACAGCCGAUCCAUGCUAGCUGAUAACACAUUACAAGCAGAACGCCAACCGAGAAAAGUGACUUCCAAUCUCUUUAAUCUUCUCACCUGCCAGCAGCGAUCUCACUGAGCUUUGAUAGGUGCAAGCAAUGUGUCGGACACUGGGAUUGUACCAUCUGUCACCUGUCUGCUUACAAAAAAAGAGAGAGAGAGAGAGAGAGCGCCGGCUUUUAUUGCUGAGUCAGUGGGUGUAAUUUAUAAAGCAGACUACAUUCAGGGUUUAUUUAUUUGCUUCAGAUUGCACCACAGGCGAAAUAAGCAGGAAACAAACACGGUUAAUUGGAAUUUGGAGACGCCUGAGUCCCUGUAGGCUGGAAACUGCUCCUGCACUCAAACUCCACCUUACUCAAAUACACGAGCAAAACACACAAAGAGAUGUGUCAUGUAUGUCAGGUAUUGCAGCAUGCAUGAAGACAUUAUCCUGGUUGGUCGAGCUGCAAGAUAAACUUAUUAAAUCACUCUUAAAGAAAAUGCCUCAUGACACCAAAUGCAUGAAAAAUCCUGAUUUUAUUCAUCAGUCUUGAUAAAAAUACAAACUCUUUUUUUAUGUCCUUAGCUCGUCAGCUGACCGUGCAGAUGAUGCAGAAUCCACAGAUCCUGGCAGCGCUGCAGGAGAGGCUGGACGGUCUGAACGGCUCACCGUCGGGGUACAUGGAGAGGUGAGACAUGAAGUAAUCUGAAGUGAUCAUUUAAUCCCGGAGCGCAUUUCUGCAGCAACCGUCAAGACUCUAGAAGGAGACAUGCUUCCCAAGCUUUACUCCACUGUGCGUGGUGUUAACCCAGAGCGUUUCUAAAGAGGGCGUGCACCCGUGUUACUUUCCCACCAGGACAAACCCUCUCCGUCAGACUCGGUCUGCUAACAGUGAAAUUAAAACACUUUGACUUUGUGUUGCCAGAUCCUGCAAAUGAUGUUGUUCACUGUUUUGCAAGAGUGUGUUGCAGAAACAGACAAGUCUUAAACAAAACAAACACUUUUAACUAAACUAUAUUUGUAGACAUGAUUUGUUUACCUCAGUAAAGACAAACAUCAACUCUGUUUUUCACCUGAUUGUGACGAGAUUGCAGCACAUUAAAUACAGAGCAGAGCCUCGAAUUCACGCCACGCUAAAGAAUGAACGCUUUGUUACCUUAAGACACGCUUCCUCCGUUGAUGUCGUUGUCUCUUGAGUGAGUUUGAGUCUCCCAUGAUCCUCUCUAGGGCUGGGCGAUAAACCGAAAAUGUACAGAUACCGAAAUUUACGACAAAAACCAACGUCAUUUUGCCCAUAUUGGUAUAUUCGGCGUCAAAUAAAUCAAAGUUUGUUUUGGAUGUGUGUAGGUAGGCUAUGGUCUCAUGUCCCUUUAAGACGCUGUCCUACAUCAGAGACGUGACUCCACCCCAUCCAGUCUGUAACAAAGAGGGAAAGACAGGUGAGGAGAUGGAGGACGGUUCAGGUAGAGAUACACGAAGUUAAUGUGGGAGGAGGUGAGCAGCUUGUGGAGUAGUUAUCGUCCAUUUAUAGUUAUUGAGGUGAACUGAUCAAUAUAUCUUGAUAUUGAUUUGAGGCCAUAUCGCCCAGCCCUAAUCCUCUCCUCGUAACUUUGUUUUUCGUCAUGUGAUCCAGGUCCUGACAGAUCAGUGAAAUUUUAUGAAAACUUCAAAAUUCUCUCUGAUGGAUUUAUGUUGCAUGUUUCUAAAUUUUGAAUCCAGGUCGAAACUGGAACCGGUUCUGGAUACCUAAGCCCACUUAAGAUUAGUAGACUCAGGAUCUGGUCCUUCUGCUAAGGUAAAAAGGCGUGCUGAGGGUGCGAAUAUUAAGGAAUAUCAAACAGUCGGAUCUAAACGCUUCCUUACUCAUCCUCCAAUCAGCUCUCCACACCGUCCCCUUAAAAUCAUACCAGUCUGUGUUCAUCUGUUGUCAAAAUCUUAGUGCUGUUAUUUAUAAAAGAUGGAUGCAGAGUAAAAUAAAUCAGAAGUCACUCGCAGUGUUGAUAUUUUCAAACCCUGCUCCCGUCUGCCGUCACUCACAGGUUGUUAUUUACAGGUGUCUGAAUGGUCGGUGGGUGUAUUUGCUUUCCAAUCGCAUAUUUACAUGAUAAUUAGUUGAAGUGGUACGUCUGCCUCGUUGAGUAGCAGUGAUGCUUUUAUGUAAAUGAAGUUCAGGAGGAGUUUAGUCGUAUUCGCAUUCAGCCGCAGGAUUCUGGAAACGGACGAAAGCGUCAAAACCAGACUCGUGUUCGGUUCAGAAAGUGAAAUACAAAACAGAACUUUGUAGGUGUAACCGUGAGUAACAAACUGAAUUCUGGAUUUGGUGUUUCUCCUCCUAAAUAAGAGACGUUUGGAUGAUUUAAUCUUGAGUGUGAUACUUCGACUGUGGAGAUGGACAUGUCCUGAGUGAGGGCGGUUCUGCCUUUUUCCUGGCAGUCCUCGCAGGUUUGGAUCAGUCACCGAACGAGACAGGAACAGACUACAGACAUUGAUUGAUGUGUGCAGAACAGACGGGAUCUCUGAGGAGUAGAAUUAGAUCAGCAGCUCCUCAGGCAGGUUGAACUUCCUGAGCUGCUGCUGCACAGAGUACAUCUUCUUCUGGCCAUUUUUGAUCAUUACGCUGAUGUCGCACGCCCACUUUGACAGAAACUGCAGCACCGUGUCGACGGCUGUAAACUGUACAGUGAGGAGUCGGCUCGGCUGCAGGUAGUCAUGAUACAUCUCUAAUUCGUACGAGAACUGGAGGAGAAGAUUUUCUCAGACCUUCUUUGAUAAUCCUCUCCUUGGAUGAGCUGAAUGCAGCAGAUGAAUGUUGAAAUAACCCGAGAAUAGAGGUACAGUCAGCGUCUGAGAGUGUGUGUGUGUGUGUGUGUGUGUGUGUGUGUGUCUCUGGCUGCAGGGCUGUGCCACCCACUGAUCCUCUCCCCCUCCCCUCAAAACCAUCAGCAAGCAGCUCUUUGAUCAACUUGUCAAGUGUCUGGCACCAACAAACCCACCGCUUACAACACCCCGGCACUUGGGACCAAACAUGUGUUCCUGUGCCAGCGUAGAGACGGUGUUUUUAUUUCCCAGGGUGCAGAAAAACGGGUCCCCAAGCCCGGGGAACACCGUCGUCAAACCGAUACUCCAGGAUGGAUGGAUUCAGGUUUUAGGCUUCACUCUUUCCUCCGACUAAAGUAUCUGGGUGAUCCAGGUCAUUUCCUGUCAGUCAGCUGGUUAAACUCAGGAGAAACAUCUUUCAAAGCCGAUCAGACCUUUUGUUUCGUGUCUCUUUGGUACGAGAGUUCCUGAAAUUACCCGGAUGAGCUGUUAGUAUGAGCAGAAACAUCCCGACCUCACCUGGAACAUUUCCUGCUUGUCCUUCAGUGUCAUUGGAGGCUAAAGUCUGGAUGAAUGAGUGUUGAUGGGAGUGCAGGCUGGGUAAAUUGAUGUUUAUCACAUGGCCAGUGUCCAUCCAGCUAUUUGGACGCCAUGAUAAGCUUCAUGAAACCGCCCCACGCCUGCCUUUGACAGGGGAGACGGUCAGGUCAUUGUUUCCCUUAGCUAUUUCACUUUGGUGAAGAUGAGCCUGCGCUGUUUUUAGGGCUGGGAGAGAUGCUAGUGACCAUAAGAGACUGUGCGAAUGCAGAUAUUUUCAACUGGGGUGCUGAACGUUCGGGGACAGUUCGGUUCUCCAUAACUCAUUUUUUAUUGUUUUAUUGGUGGCAAACGUGAUGGAAAGAAGCCAGAACCCCGCAUGGUCAAAACCAUCCUGCGCAAAUCUGGCAGGGUAUAAGCGGCAAGCGCUUGCGACCAGAAUACCAGAAUCAGAGGUGCUGACAUGUCGCGCCGCGUAGUUUAGAGGCGCGGCAUGUCAGCACGCGUGUUUGUUGUAAGAUAAAGAGAGGAGCGAGCGGAGAGAUACAUUUUUCUUGAAAGUAAUGAAAUGAUUGGGAGCUUUAGAGUCUGAAAUUGUGCAAAUUAUACUUUAUAGGCCAUUUUUAUACAAAUAAAACAUAUUUAUUUAUCUAUGACUUAAAUUUCUGGGUUGGGAUCUCGUUUUCAGGGCGGGGGUUCUUCUGCAGGUGAAGUUUGGAGGAAUGUCUUGUUGACCUACGGUGUAGCCUACCUGUCGCUGCCGUACUAAGUCUUCUAGAUAACGUGCAAACUGAUGUGCCACGGUUGCUAUUUUCAAAGUUUUCAGGUGUUUCUGUAGGUUUAGAUGUUUUUCAGCUUUUUCGAAUCUGGACACCCUGUUAUGAAGAAAAGGUCCACCCACAUGUGACUCUGAUUUCACUUGAAAAUAUUAAAACGCAUAAUUUAGACAAAGGGUUUACAAAAGUCUCACCUGAGCCACACCUGUGUGUCGUAUUGACUCCUCUUGCGUUAAAAUAAACAGCUUUUAUCAGGUUGUCUCGCUGUCGUGAACACUCGGUUUUUUUAAUGGCUGCUCGGUGUGACUCGGCUUUAAGGACACACAUUUUCAUUAUUCUGAGACAGAUUUACAGAGGCCUUAAAAUGCCGAGGAUCCCACUGCAUCAUCCACACCAGAAAUCAGGCCGCAAACCUCUCGAGCAUAAACCGAUAAAUCUGCGCACGGUCGGAGCGAGGCGUAAUUUCUUUACUCUGCGGAUCAAUGAAGCAAAUCUUGAUCUGAAAGUUGUUCUUCGCAGAGUUAGUUUGUUUACAGAGCGUCAGAGGCCAACCGGACGAAUUAUUUUAGAUCCUCUGGGGACAAAGCUGCUCUUCUACAUGCCUCAGUGAGCCAAAGCUCUCUGCGGAUUAACCUCUGAAACCAGGACCCCUCUACUUUGUGAAGUAUGUGCUUUAAAACUCAGACAGGCAGAGGAAAUACGAAUCACAGAAAAUGAUUUAAAAAUAUCCGUAUGAAGAACAAACAAACAAACGAACCCAAAACGCUUUGAGUCAGCUGUUCAUGUUGACUGUGCCGCUGUGUUCCAGUUUGUCUUUUUCCAGGAUUGUGCUCACGUCUCUUCUUCUGUUCUUGUCCGUCCUCCCGCAGUUUACCAAAGGUUGUAAAGAGACGUGUGAACGCCCUCAAGAACCUGCAGGUCAAAUGUGCGCACAUCGAGGCCAAGUUCUACGAAGAAGUACACGAGCUGGAGAGAAAGUACGCCGCCCUCUACCAGCCCCUCUUCGACAAAGUACGUCUGUGUUGUCGUCUUUGUAAAAUCACAUUUCUGUUGUUUCUAUGCAGUUUUUUUCUUCAUGUAGGAGAUUUCAGUGCAGCAUGAAACAAAACCUUUUUAAAGAUUUGUCCUCUACUGUACGUCACGUGUCAUUUAUGCAUCCUUCCUCAUUCUGAUUCCCUGAGCGGGCGGCCAUUUUUAAGCUCUCAUGUGCCGCUUUAAUGCACCCAAAACAGUCUCUCUCCCUCUCUCUCUCUCUCUCUCUCUCUCUCUCUCUCUCUCUCUCUCUCUCUCUCUCUCUCUCUCUCUCUGUCUGUGUAGCUGUAAAAUUUGUUUACUUUAAGGGAUCCAGGAAUGUUUAUUGUUGCAGAUCGACCGUCGUUAAGAAUAUCCCAUUAAUUAGAUGAUUCCUGGAGAGGCCGCACGCACCCCUGCUGCUUCCACUUUUCAAAACAAUCUCAAUUCAAGAGGCUCUAGAAAUGUUUCUGCUAAUCUAAGUCACUCCCUCUUUUGCAUUCUCCCAGGAGUCGUCCUCAGUUUAAAUCUUAUGGAGCUAUCAUGCGAUACUUCCGCUUCUUUUCUCAUUUCAAAAUAAAAGCAUGUCUUUCAAAAUAAGGCAAAAAACAGCUGCAUUUACAAGCGGUUUAGUGGCUGAAGGUAAGGCUCAGGAAUGUCCAAGUUUCAAAAAAUAAACACCUGUAUAUGUUCAAACCAUAGACUGUAUAUAGAAUGGACAGAGUCUGCCUCCUCGCUGGGUGAAACCACUCUGAGAACAGCACCCUCUGUUGACGGGCUGCAGUAUAGGUCAUUAAUCCCUCCUCCGCCAGCAAAGCUUAUGGGACUGUGGACCAACUUAAGAAAUUUAUUAAACAGAAUAUAAAUGUUUCUCCCCCCUGGUUGUGAUGUUGACAUGUAGUUACUGUCAGACUGGUUUGUGCUCAAGUCCUCUUUUUUUCUGUGAAGCUCCAUUUUUAAAAGUUAUUAAGGGGUUCAUGUUUUCUAUGAUUGACACCUGAUACAGCCUAUGAGCGUUCAGGGAUUGCGUAGCGCACCCGGGGGAUACGCUGUUUGAGCCGAGCGUCAUCACAGCUACUCUCCCGCCGAAUGCGCACAUCGCUACUGUGCAAUGCUGGUUUCAGGGAAAUGAAGAAAAAUCCCGUAAAUACCGAGAGCUUUUCGGCUUCAAAUCUGUAUACUGGCGGGAGGCGGAACCAAGUUGUCCAUGGUAAAUACAGUCUAUGGUUAAAACACAAACGUGCAAAUUAGUCACACAUUUAAAAAAAACAUUUAUUGACACCAAAAUAUAAAUUUUUACUACAAAUGAAUGUCGCUUCCAAAUAUCAGUUAUCGAUUUCCUCGAUUACUAAUAAUCGAUAUCAGCCAAAAAAAAGAAACAUAUUUGUCGAUUCUUAAUCGAAGUUGUCCUCAGUUUAGGACGGCUGACGUCAGUGAGUGGGGCGAGAUAAAUCGAUUAAAAAUGAUCCGAUCUGAUAGUUGAGAUCAGGGUUGAGUUUUCUGAUUCAAAUAUUGAAGAAACUGCAAAAGUGAGAUUUAGUCGGUCAUCGGUAAGAAUCAACUCAGAGUGACGAAAUAAAACUGUCAGUUGCCUGGGUCAGUUUCAUAUGUCGAGUCAUGACUUUCUCCAAAGUGAUCAAUCUUCCGUUAAUCUUGAUGCACCCGUUGAGGAGUGGAUUAACCUGUUUGAAAACCUGUGUACACUGGUGACCCGUCUGCAGCACUGAAGCUUUUUUUGUUGUCAUGUAAACAAACUCACCCGUCACCUGAGAAACUCGACACCCGACCGGAGUCACAUUUAGUCCUAGAAAACUUUAAAUAAUGAUCUUUUUCUCUUGUUUUUGCAGAGAAGUGACAUAGUGAAAGCAGCGUACGAGCCCACAGAUGAGGAGUGUGAAUGGAAGGCAGAUGAAGAGGAAGAGCUGACAGUAAGUAAGCAGGUACAGGUGACGUAUACACCUGCAUGCUUCCCGUCUGACUCCUCACUUUCCUCUUCCUUCUCUCAGAUUUCAUGCAUGUUUCUUUUUAGUUUCAGCUCCUAAAUAUCGUGUAACUCAUUCAGACACGAGUUCAAGCUCGUUCCAUCACUGUCACAGACUUUAGAUUGACUAUCGGGUGGAUUUUCAGUUUUAUUUUUCCUCCUGUUUAAUCCCAAAUCCUCCGUCCCGUCUUUGUGGGUCUGCAUGGUGAAAAGCUCUGGUGAUGUGUGCGGAGAGAAACUGUGGAGCAAGCGUUAUUUUGAAGAGAAAAUGUCUCCCCCUGAACAGGAUGAGAUGAAGGAGAAGGCCAAGCUAGAGGAGGAGAAGAAAGACGAGGAGAAGGAAGAUCCCAAAGGCAUCCCUGAGUUCUGGUUAACGGUUUUCAAGAACGUGGACCUGCUCAGCGACAUGCUGCAGGUCGGUGGAAAAUAGGUCACACACACAAACACACGGCGUUUGCUCACAGAGAUGAAAAAUCAGGGUUUGCCUCCACCUGCUGGUGGAAAAAGGAACAGUCGUUUUCUAAUCAUGUUCUCUUUUUUCCUCAGGAACACGAUGAACCCAUCCUUAAACAUUUACAAGAUAUUAAAGUAAAAUUCUCAGAUCCAGGACAGCCGAUGGUGAGUCUGCAAAAACCACUCUCCAUGUUAAAUCGGUGAAAUCGGUCCGACUUCCUCCCUAACUCUUGUGGUCUUCUCCUCCUCAGAGCUUCACGUUAGAGUUCCACUUUGAGCCCAACGACUUCUUCACAAAUACAGUGUUGACGAAAACCUACAAGAUGAGGUCAGAGCCCGACGAGAGCGACCCCUUCUCCUUUGACGGACCAGAGAUCAUGUCCUGCACAGGGUGGGUGCUCCUUGUACCUUUUGAGGAAGGGACUGAAGAUUAUUUACCCGUCUGAAUCGUCUUUUCUCUUAUUUAACCCUCGUUCCUGUCAAUUUUGAGCUUUAUCCAGCCUACUUUGUCCCCAAAACAGACAUGCAGAGAAUCGUACAUAAAAUAAUUUUUAACCUUUUUUCUUUUACUUUUUCAAUACCUCUUAAACAACUUCAUCCCCAACUAUUAAAGUAAUUAGCAAAAAACUUGAUGUAUCACCCUUUGUGUCUUAAGACUUGUAUUUAUUGAUAAAGUGUGCGUUCUAAACAGCUGAGUUGAUUGGAGCAGAAAAAAAACCACGCCAAUUUCACCUCCUUUUCUCGAGCCUCGUCCUCGACCGAAUCAAAUACGAUCAAAUUCAUUUGUUCAUAUUAAAUUAAUUAUAAAUAUAGGUAAAUGAAUUCAGAACAUAUAUAUAAAAGGUGAGAAUCAUUUACAAGUGUUUAUCCACCUCUAUCCAAGAUAUGACCACGAUCACGCUGAUUGCGCUCAUAUAGAAAAUAACAGCAUAUUUGAGAUGUGAUAUCUUCCCAUCUAAUGAUCUGAAGGACCUGUUCAUCCUCAUGCAUGUCCAUCCACUCGCUCCGAAAUGAGGGCAAAGGUGAAAUCGUCCAAAUGUCCCCCUCUCUUUGUCCAACACUGCGCUUCAAACGCUCUCAGUCCAUGAUUGAAGACUUAUAUGCCAGUUCAAUCUGUUGUAUCGCUGUCGGAAAGUCAAAUUUAGAGCCCUGCUGAUCGACUGACUUCAAAAAGAAGGUUGUAAUAAGUUGUUUUGGUGCCAUAAACACACAGUCAAAUAAUGCGUUUUUAAUGGAAGUCUAUUCCAAGGGGUGGAUGGAGCUAAAAUGCGGCGACGGAGAACUACAGGCGACAUUUUUUUUUUUAAUAUGAAGAAAAAUAAGAUCUCUCACUUAAUUUGACGCCCCAAUCUUUAAAAGUGUGACUCUCAGCUCAAAAUAAAGACGACAAAAAUGACAAAUGUCCUCAAAAUGGACAUAUAAGGAACGGAGGGUUAAUCACUUCGUUGUCCUGCUGUUAAAGAUCAGAAAUGGUCUCAUUCAGCGUAAAUCUGUCAGGACAGGGUCAAAGUUGAACACACCUUUCCGUCGCAUCCGUCACAUUUUGAUAAUCUCUCCCUGCAUCAUCAUUAAUAAACCCUCUUCAGUAUCUCGCCUUCUUUUUUCCCUCUGAAUCAUCUCUGAGUGGAAAUCGAUGACCUUUUCUGCUGCUCUCUUCAUAAAUAAACCCGAGCUGUCAUUUAAAAUGUUCGAAAACUGACCUCGCUCUCUCUCUCUCGCUCUCUCGCCGCCGCCCCCUCAUGUUUCACAACAGUUGCACGAUCGACUGGACGAAGGGCAAGAACGUCACGUUGAAAACAAUCAAGAAGAAGCAGAAGCACAAGGGCCGUGGCACAGUGAGGACGGUCACCAAAACGGUCCCCAACGACUCCUUCUUCAACUUCUUCACCCCGCCAGAGGGUGAGGGCGAUCAAACCACAGUCAUUCAUUUCAUUCAUUCAUUCAUUCAUACAAAGAGCUGUCUGUGUCUGUCACACUAACCCCAAUUAUCUCCUCUUGUUUACAGUUCCAGAAAACGGAGAGUUGGUAAGUCACUGCGCUUUCAAACAUGCAUUUUAAUCUUUAAUUAGCUCAUUAAUUAGUCAAAGGAAGCAAACGUUUCGCUCCCUCGGUUAUCUUUCACUCGUUUGUUUGCGGCUGUUGGUUUUAUCCUGCAAAGUUUUCACUCCGACACACUUUCACUCUUCGUACUUGGACAAGUCUGAUCAGUCUGACUCGACGUGUAACGAACCGCGAGAAGCAGAAUAAUGAACCUGAGGAUGAAAUCAUUUUCUUUUCUUCUGUUCGGUCCCACGUAAACCGUCUUGUUGUCCUGAAUACUCCCCGCAGGAUCACAUACUCCCAAUCAGGAGGGAUGGGCAAUGAUUUUUGUGUAUUCAAAUAGUCGUUAACAUUCACAAAAAUCAAAUAGUUGAUGCGACGAUGGUUUUGUUUCUUAAAAAAAAAAAAGUUUCCGGCACCUUGAAAUAACGUGGUAACACUAAAAGUCGCUCCAGUUAACGCUGCAAAUCAUACAAACAGCAGAAACAUGCAGGGACUCAAAACGGAAAUGAAUUGAAGUGCAAACUCUGCAAGGUCACAAAUUGACCAGGAAGAAAUGUCGAUUUGACCACGCAGCAAAACGUGGAGCGCUGUCCGCAGAUCAACAGUCAAUGGCGAGCUUUGUCACCUGAUGAACGCCACAGCAAACAACGAUCUUUGAAUAAUGUUCGAAUAGUUACCAGUGAAAAUCGAAGAGCACUAUCGCUCGAGACGCCCGUCCCGACCAAUCACAACACUGUUUUUAUGUGUGCACAGUUGGCAGCAGCAGGGUGGCUGGCUACCAUUAGUUACUAUGGUAACCAGGAUGUUCUGUCUCUGAAUCUUUUAACUCUCCACUCAGAAAAGGAGGUUCAUAUUGAUCCUUAACCCUUUCAUACAUGAAUGAUGAGAUCUUCAGAGAAGAUUUUUUGUGUUUUUAUCCCUUUUUAGGCAAAUAAAAAAAUGAUGCAAUUGAAAUUUUUUUCAGGAACCCAUUUUUCACAGUUACAAAAAUGUCCAUACAGCUGGACACCAUGUAUUUGAGUUUUUAACAAUUAAAUAUGAAUCAAACAAACAAAUGCCCAAAAAUCAUAAUCCGUUAAAACUGUUUAGAGGAGCUAAUUUUAUGUCUUCUUAGAUUUUAAUAAACUCUUAACACAUAUUCAAAGUCAUGCAAAAAUGUUGAACUUAGCGGCGAACUAAUAAACUGCAGAUUUCUGAGAAAGCGACAGUUUUCAGUGUUUCUGCUUUUCUACGACCUCUGUUCAGUCUGACUCUAACUUUGAAGAUAUGGAAAAAACGGACAGGGCUCAAACCAGAACUGAACUAAAGCUACAACAAUAAAAUCCACACAUACACUAAAGAACACCUUUUGAAUAUCUGUCCAUUGUAGUGACCAAUAUGAAUGAAAGGGUUAAAUACUUUAAUACAUAAAGGUAUAUAUACAGUACUUGGUUAAAGUUGUUGAAAGCGUCAGAUAGACAUUAAAAAUAAUAAGAGAAAUUAAGCUGAUUCAGUCCAGCAGUUUAUUGGUGUAUUAGGAUUUGUUAAUUUCUCCUGGUUUGAUUAACGGCUGCGGAAGAAUUCACCAAACAAGGAAAAGAAAGUCCACAUCCCCAGGUGUUUUGAUCCGCUACAGGUUGAAACCAGCUCUUAAAAAGAGUUUAAAACCUAAAGACACUGAUAACUCAAUAUAUAACAUCAAGAUUAAACUGUAAGUGACCUGUUUGUGUCCAGGAUGAGGACUCGGAGGCGGUCCUGGCUGCGGACUUUGAAAUCGGCCACUUCAUCCGUGAGCGGAUCGUUCCUCGAGCCGUGCUCUACUUCACAGGAGAGGCCAUCGAGGACGACGACGAUGAUGUGAGUGUUGGCGUCCUGCUCCAGUAAACAAGGCUGUUUGGAGGAUUCAAAUGCAAACCCUCUUUAAGUUUCUUAUCCUGCUGAGAGUCGAAGGAACUUUCUGAUAAUAAUUAAGAAAAGAUGGUUUCUUUGGCUUCUUUGUCGCUGAGAUAUUUAUCACCUGCUUUAAAGGAGGAUUCCCUGUUUUUUUUUAAAGCUGUUUAAUUACCAAUUUGUCCUUGAAUCAAAUGAAUCCCGUCUCGUUUGGAGUAUUUCCUCGUUCAUCUUCAUGUUUGUGUUUUGCAGUAUGAUGAAGAGGGAGAGGAAGCCGAUGAUGAGGUAAGACUAUUAACAGCUACAGAACACACACAACAUACAGGAGAUCGAUGGCGACAGAUACAAAGAUAAUGGAGUUAACUCUUUCAGCUCCGCGAAAGGAAAGAUGAACCAAGAAGCUACGCAGAUAAAUAAUUCAUAAUAAUCUGAAGUAGGAGCUCAAGAUGUCCUCCAAAAACGAAUGUUUGUGAAGAGUUUGUUGCUUCAUCGUGGAAAGAGGAAACUAAACAGGAUCCAAAAAUAAGGAGAACUUUGUAAUAAAACUGUGGAGUGUGGUUUUGGAAAUCAUGGACUUCCCCGUAAGACUGAUUCUUUGCAGAAAAGCUGAGGGUUCAAACUCUCAAACUCUGUUGUCGUGUCGAGUCGUCGGUCUGAAGUGUCUCUGUGCUGCGUUUGCAGGAAGGCGAGGAGGAGGCUGAUGAGGAGAACGACGCCGACUAUGAUCCCAAGGUGAGAUCACCUCUCAGAACACACACACACACACAUUCACAGCCCCUCCCCCUCUAAAGAUCUCAGGUGUCUUCGUAAAGACCUGACUCAGCUCUUCUCUACUUUGUUGACUCAGGACGCUCUCUCUCUCCCUCUCUCUCUCUCUCUCUCUCUCUCUCUCUCUCUCUCUCUCUCUCUCUCUCUCUCUCUCUCUCUCUCUCUCUCUCUCUCUCUCUCUCUCUCUCUCUCUCUCUCUCUCUCUCUCUCUCUCUCUCUCUCUCUCUCUCUCUCUCUCUCUCUCUCUCUCUCUCUCUCUCUCUCUCUCUCUCUCUCUCUCUCUCUCUCUCUCUCUCUCUCUCUCUCUCUCUUAAGUAAAGCAGCUCCUCUUAAGGUCGAGUCGAACUAAACUUACAAACUUUUCUCACACUCUGAGUUUCUGAGCUGCAGGUAGAGAACAGCUGUCUUUUAAAUGAUUCGACAAGAUUUCAACAUACAGAAUACAUACUGUCAAAUGCAUCUCAUUUUACUCCAGCUUUGGUUUGCUUCAGCUUUUAUUUUAACGUCCUGAUCCUGAUCCGGCCUCCAGAGCAAAACGAAACAAUAAGACCCUGACCUGUGAUUCUGCUGCAUGUUGUUACUAAAACUUCAACCUGAACCUCCAGCCGACAUAAAACACAGAUCCUGUCAACUAAAGGCUACACCCACACUGAUAUGUUUUUGUUUCAAACCCGUAACUUCUCUAACAGUAAACUUUGUCUGCUGCUGACACUAAUAAAAUUUGGGUUUAGUCUUAAAAGGCGACACUCGUUGGUUUAUUAGAGGCUAAAUGAGGCCCAGCGAUGGUGGUCAGCUGCUCUAACUGAACUUUAAAUCUACAUAAAAUCAGACGAAGAGAUGAAAUUUUUUGUACCGGGCUGCAGAAAAGUGUGUCCUAAUUAGGGCUGGGCGAUAUGGCCUCAAAUCAAUAUCAUGAUAUAUUGAUCAGUUCACCUUGAUAUCGAUAAAUGGACGAUAACUACUCCACAAGCUGCUCACCCCCUCCCACGUUAACUUCGUCUACUUCAGCGACCGCUUGGGUAUCAAGAACCGGUUCCAGUUUCGACCUUUGAUUUAAAAUUCAGAGAUUUUUUAGUUAGUUAAACUCCGAACAUCAAAGUUCUCCCUGAAGUAUAGUCCUGAUGGAUUUAUGUUGAAGUUCUGAUAAAUUUGACUUAUCUGUCAGGACAUCGAUCACUUGAGACGAAAACAAAGCUGUGAGGAGAGGAGUAGGGCUGGGCGAUAUGGCCUCAAAUCAAUAUCACGAUAUAUUAAUCAAUUCACCUCAAUAACGAUGACGAUUUUGAACCGUCCUCCAUCUCCUCACCUGUCUUUCCCUCUUUGUUACCGGGUUUAGGGUGGAGUCACGUCUCUGACGUAGGACAGCUUCUUAAAGGGACAUGAGACCAUAGCCUACCUACACACAUCCAAAACCCAACUUCUGCAGACGUCUAUAAUCCUAAUUCAGAGCGAGUCGGUUAAACUCUCGCCAUGCUCAGUGAAGUUAAAACAUGUCAGUGUGACGCCUCUGCACGUACCGGUUCAGGGUUUCUUUUCUCAAAGUUUUUUUUCUUCUUCUUCUUCUGCCAGACUGGAGCAGCUUUGACAGUUUGACACUCCACCAUAAAAACAAGCAUGACCUUCGCUUCUUCGCUGAAUAAAAAAAGAGAAAAAAAAAAAACGCCUUUGACAUUCUGUAUUCUGCUAGUUUUUUGCUUAUUUUUUAUUUUUAUUUUCUCCUAUUCAUUAAUGUUUCUUCAUCUCCGGUCACUUUGGCAUCUUUUGUCAGCGACUCUUUAAAUUUUUCCUCACUAGGUUUAAAUGGUGACUGUAGAAAAAUAACCCUAUCCUGGUAGGUACAGCUUGUGACUUUGUCAGCUUACUACCAUCACACCUUCACCCUCCUUUUCCUCCUCUUCUUGUUUUCCCAUCCCUCCAUCCUCCUUUCUGCACCUCCCGCCCUUCACAUCCUCAUCCUCAUCCUCCUCCUCCUCCGCCGCCGUGCUGCACCUUUUCCCAGUUACUAACCCUCUGGUUUGUUGUUGGUUUUUGCAGUUUAACCCAUAGUGAGUUUUUUGCAUUUGCACCUGUAUUUUUUCUGUAUGUUGAAGCUAGUCCGACCUUCCCUUUUUUCUUUUUGUCUCCAUGUUAAAAAAACACAAAAACUCGGGUUAGUUUUGAUCAGAUUUGUCAGGAUAAGCAUUGAAAUCUGUGCUGUUAUUUCAUGGAUGUUUGUUUUUAAACCCAUCUGAACAUUAUUCGUCCAUGAGUUUGAUCCUCCUUCCUGUUGACAUUAGUCCUUUUGAGCCGCCUAGAUCUUCAUCUAGUGUUUUAAAUAAACCCUAAACUAAAUUUAUCCGAUCACUAAAAUAGAAUAAAAGCUGAGGAGGAGUUUGUCGAACCUCCCCUGGGUGCAGUCAUUGUCAGCAGUAACAUAUUUUUAUAGAUUUCAUUGGAAACUUCACAGGAAGUCUUUGCAGACAUUUUGGUGAGAAAUCGUGUCUCGCACAGGAAACUAUUUUUAGCCCAACUUGUCGCACAAUGACUGAAACGACCCUAACGCUGCUCAGCCAGUGUGCCAUCACCUCCACAAGUGUCUAAUGUCUCCUGGAAGGACGCCCCCACCCCCUCCACCCCCAGUAUGACGGGCUGCGAAUGAUCUCUGUGCUCUCCUCAUCCUUUUAUUGACUCCACUCUUUUCUUUGUUUUUGGCAGAUAAUUGGUUUUAGUACAAUAGUCUGAGGUUUCCGUUUUAUUUUCCUGUAACUGCAGCAUGAUAUUAAACACCGCAAGUCAGCGAGAAAUAGAAUAAAGACGGGACAGAAAGAGGAAGAUCUAAAAAGUCCUGGUUUCCCCGGUUUGGAUGAAUUGAUUUGACAUUUUGGGAAAUACACUUGACUGAUUCGCCGCACAGAGCCGGACCAUGAGAUCAGUACCAAUCAUAAUUUAGUGUGUAAUCUGAUGAUUACGAAAGAGGAUUAGGGCCACAAGGAGAGAGAAAAAUUAUAACAGGAGAGAGACUUUUUAAAUUUACAUUUCGAGAUUAAAGUCGAAACUUCAAAAAGUCAACAUGAAAAAAUAGAAAUUUCGAGAUAAAAGUCCUUAAAUUUUGUCUGUUUUUUUGUUUUCUUCUGUAGAGCCGUCAUCUUUGACUGUCUUUUCAGAGUCCGAAUAUUUAUGACCACACUGUGCGCUAAAAGAGCGAGGAUUUCCCUGUUCCUAAAUCCAAUUUUAAAGUAUUUACAAACUCAAAAUUUCAGCAUUAUUUACGUCAUUUUGCAAUCUCGAAAUUUCCACUUGAUUCAUGUUGGCGUUAAUCUUAAAAUUUUACAUUUUUCAAUAUCGAAACUUUGACAUUAUUCACCACAUUUUGUAAUCUCAAAAUUUAAAUUCCUAAUCUGGAAAUUUUUACUUUAUUGACAUCAUUUUGUUUUUCUUUUUGUUUCGUAAUUAAGACUCAUCUCUAAAUUUAAAAUUUUAAUCUAGAAAUUUCGACUGUAAUCCCCAAAAUUCUUGUGGAUCCUCUUUCGUAGAGGAUUGAGGACGCUGCUUUCCUUUACAAAAACAAAGAUUGUAGGAAAACAUGCAGCAGAUUCUUUACAGAUGUUUAAGUUUAUCACCAAAUAAGGGAAAAGGUGUCAAAGUGAUGCUGUCACUCAUUGAAGCAGAGCGCCAUCUUCAGGGUAAAAUAGUGUAACACAGAUAAACAACUGCAUGUUAGAGGUGCAUCGGUUAGCUCACUUUUUAGAUGACAAAUACUUUACACAAAUUUUGUUUUAAUGGCGUGUAUCAAAGCGUAUGGUGGUGUUGCUAACAGCUUAAUACUUAUCCAGUAUUUUUCUGACAUUAUGCAGGAUUAAUUCAGUCCUGAAGAAGGUUAGUUUACCGCCCCAAAUCAUCCUCUGUUUGCUCUUUUUGUACUGCAAAUCUGUAACAUAGCUAUAACAAAGUCACACCUCUGUACUUUCAGCCGUAAAUUCAGGCUUUUGAAAGAUGCUGUAGGCUGGAAUCCAAACCUGGACCAGCUUCUGUGCACGGGGCACGCAACUUAACCACGAGGCCAAACUAGCGCUCUACGCUUUUGGACUUUUAUUCUGAUUCUGCUGCAGAUUUAACAUUACGGUGUUGUAGAAGCGCAAGAGGUGUUUGGAUCCACCUGCCACUAAAACCUCUGCAGCUAAGUCUCGAAGGAGUAAUAGAGGUGUAAACAUUGAGCACUUCUGAAUUAUGGGAAUUAGAUUUUUUAGGAAAGCACUAAAAGUCGCAGCCAAACUCUUUUUAAUCCUAGACUCUGCAGAUUUAUUCCAACGAUCAGUUUGAAGCAAGCGGAUUUCCCAAAAUGUCAGAACCGUAAAAGUUGAGGAAACAGAAUAAGGUCUACUGUGCGUACACACUCCUGUAAUCAUCACCUCGAUGAGGAUGCAAACGUGACAUCCCACAGUUGUCAUAGUUUUGAUCCGAGUGCGUCACAGCCCCCACAUUCACAUCUGUGAACGAUGUCGCUCGUGUUCAAAGUCGUCUGAGAACUUUUCAGAUGUGUAGAUUCUGUCGCAGCUUUGUACAUGUUGCUUCUGGUCUCGUCUGCGUGUCUCCGGUCUAAUGGAAACCCCCCCCCCCAUCCUCCCCGUCCUCCUCUGUGGUCUCUUGCAGAAGGAUGCAGCCCCCCCAGCUGAGUGUAAGCAGCAGUGAAGCCCGGCCCGGCUGCCUUGAGGAUCAACUGCACUGUAACGGCUUCAAAAAUUACAACAACAACAAAAAGGAAAAAAAAACCAGAUUAAAAAAUAGUUACUUACCGCCUUAUAAUGUUUUGUAUUUUUCUUGGUAGAGAAUUUGAAGAAAAAAAAAGAAAAAGUUUCAAGAUUUUUGUUACAAAAACUCAUGGUAAUAUACUGGGAGCUGUGUCGCUCAAUAUACAUAGUAUUUUACUAGACCUGUUUUUUCCUUCUCUUCUCCUUCUCUGUACAAUAACUAGAUAGAAUACAGGAAAAAAAACUCCCUCAAACAAACAGCAUGAACUUGUUUCUUCACUGCUAAAAACACAAAAAAAAACUAGUUUGGGUUCUUGUGAAGUCUUUUGUUGUAUUUGCUCUUAGACAACAGCUGUGGUUUAGACUGCAUCGUGUCAAUUGACAAUAAUCCCUCCCCUCUUCUCUCCCUCUUCUUCCUCCUACCAAAGCUCCGGGUUGAUCUGCUGGUUGUUUUUCACUCUUAGCAGGGCCUCUAGCACUUGUAAAAGCACUGUAGCAUUUCCAGGUCGAGUGACGGAGGAGAGACAGACGUGCGACCCGCAGCCGGUCGUCUAUUCCACUAUCUAAUCUCGCUGAGCACAGGAGACGGAGUUGGCGUGUUUUCGGCCACUUCUGCAGCACUUGUGCUCAGAUCCUUUCCACUCUUGAUACAUUCCAGUAAAGCAGACUGGCUGGCACCGUCAGUAUCGAUCCACUUCUCUAUAACUGGACGUUUUUAAAUUGACAGAAAAAGGAUUUGUCGUUCCCAGAGUCUCUUAACAUUCCAGUGGAUUCCUAACACGUGGAAACAAGCGGGACGGCAUCACGAUAACCUAGUGCUUCAGGCUCCUCGUAGGCUCGCAGUGGCGUUUCUGUCGUCUUUUAUAGCACUUUGUACUUGCGUGUGGUGUACCAGUGGCGUCCUUAGCUGUCUGAGUAUUCCUUGUGAGCAGCACUUCUGUUUCAGUGCUGUAACCGCGCUCUGUGGAGAGUCCAACCUGUGCCUGCUGGUUUUUACCAGAAGGGGGCGCACUUGGGCUGUUCAGAGAGGCUCCGGGCAGAUGUAGCACAGCAAAGACGAGGAAAAACAAAAAACUCCCCUUUUUUCUGAUCAGUUUACCUCUCGUGUCAUCAAUGUGACUCACACGGACCCCUGAGGUCUCGCUCAUUAUUAAUCACUGUGAAAGAAAGAGAGGGGAUGUGUGAUAAGGCCGUCAUGGCGGCCAAUGACCCACCACCCUCCCUGAAACCCCAAACCUCCCCCUCCUCUGUUACCCAGAAGGCCACAGAGAAGCAUGUCAGAGCAAUACUUAACGCCAGGAGGGGGACCGAGAAGAAACCGUAGCCUGCCCUCCUCCUCCUCCCACCACCCUGUCCAUCCUUCAAUGCCUUUUCGUUUUAAGUCGUGCAAACAGCCACGCGCUGGCUGUCCACAGUGGAGAGCAGGGUACUUCUCAUUCUGCAGGGAGUAUUCACACAUCAUGUUUAUUGGAGGAAAAAAAAAGAAAAGAAAAAAAGGACGAGAAGGUAUCUGUGAGGUCCUUCUGAGCAGCUGUUGUCAAGGCAAAAUGCUAUGCUACAAAAAUACUAAUGUACUCAAUAACUGUACGUGUAUGUUCAUGAAUAAAUUGGUUAAACAUGGCUGGGAUGGUCGACUCUUUUUUUAUCCAUAUAAAUAUACAGGAUAUACAUUUACAGGCCAAAA